Empidonax traillii (willow flycatcher) is the source of this 1353-nucleotide messenger RNA. It is a transcript of the gene SNX24, whose product is annotated as sorting nexin 24. NCBI's taxonomy places the organism in Eukaryota, Metazoa, Chordata, Aves, Passeriformes, Tyrannidae. The transcript is spliced from 7 exons. Bases 52 to 564 code for a protein of 170 amino acids. Gene Ontology annotation, molecular function: phosphatidylinositol phosphate binding. The record is from RefSeq and is a predicted model, not a curated record.
CUGGGCGUCACGUGAUCGCGCCGAUGGCGGCGGCGCGGUGAGGGCGCCGGCAUGGAGGUGUUCAUCCCGUCCUUCCGAUACGAGGAGAGCGAGCUGGAGCGCGGCUACACGGUCUUUAAAAUAGAAGUGUUGAUGAGUGGAAGGAAACAUUUUGUGGAGAAGAGGUAUAGUGAAUUCCAUGCACUUCAUAAAAAGCUCAAGAAAUUCAUAAGAACUCCAGAGAUACCUUCAAAGCAUGUGAGAAACUGGGUCCCCAAGGUCCUGGAGCAGCGACGACAAGGUUUGGAGUUGUAUUUGCAGACAGUCAUUUUAGAAAAUGAAGAGCUCCCUAAAAUAUUUCUUGAUUUUCUGAACGUUCGCCAUGUACCUACCUUGCCAAAAGCAGAAAGCUGUGGCUCUUUUGAUGAGACAGAAUCUGAAGAAUCAAGCAAACUGUCCCACCAGCCUGUGCUGCUGUUCCUAAGGGAUCCAUAUGUCUUGCCUAAAGCCAACGAUGACUUCCCAAACGUAGUUAUAGAUGGCAUUCUACAUGGAAUAUUUUAUCCUCAUUUACUGCCAAGGUAGAAGUGAUGUGUGGGGAGAAGAAGCUGAAGCAAGUCUCUGAGUCACAUUUAAUAGAAUUAACAAGAGUAAAAUUCUGUGAUGUGAAAAUCAUGCUCAGAAGCAAGAGGCAUGACCUCAGAAUAAUUUCAUGCAUUGUAUCUUUUUAAAUAAAAUCACUGUCAUUACAGUUGCUGCUUUUAAAAAAAUAGAUAUGGAAACAACAGUAUUGAAGUUAUUUAUACCUUAUAUAUAUUGACAUGCUCCAACUAUUUAACACUAAAUGUUCUAAGUCAUACACUGAAUUGUGCUAACCUUUGAAAAGUUUUACUAAUUAUUUCUAUAAUUUUUAUCAAAGCAAACACUAAACAUUUUUGCACCAGUUUUUCCCAACGCAUUACCCAUGGCUGGCACUGGAUGGAUUAAAAGCACUGAAGAGAGUGUGUGAGGAAUUGGAAAGCAUGCUUUCACAUUCUGAAACACAUGGCACUCUCUGAGGAAAUUUUCUAGAUUUCAGUUGAAAUUAUUUUACUUACCAGGAACUUUCAUGUGGGAUUUAUGAAUCUCCCUCCAGUUACAGCAUCUAACCCAUGUGUAUGUUUACUCUCAACAUCAACUUGCAGAUUGUAUUCCAUAUCUUAACCUUUUAUACAUCACAGAGCAUGUAACUCUGUGGUAAGGUAAAGCAAGAAUAUGACUAAGAUUAUGAUCAAACUAAAACUGAUAUAUAUGUUCAGAUUUAACUGGAAAUUUGUAUGUGUACUACUGGACAUUACAAAAUAAAUUACUAGGACAUGGAUGUACUGCUUUGGU